This is a messenger RNA of Salvelinus sp. IW2-2015, 5898 nucleotides long. NCBI's taxonomy places the organism in Eukaryota, Metazoa, Chordata, Actinopteri, Salmoniformes, Salmonidae. The record is from RefSeq and is a predicted model, not a curated record.
UAGUGCCCUGUGCUGUAAUGCACAUUGGAUUGAAUCUCAGCCUUAGUUUCUGACUGUUGAUCAACAAUACAUAAUCAAGACAAAACAAAGAUUGUCUGCAUGCACAGAUAAGACGAGUGAAUGCCUGCAUUGCAGAGUGAGAUUUCUGUGACAAGUGGAGUGGAGAAUGGCAUACCUUUCCUUAAUUAGCCGUUGGAUGGAAAGGGACAGUGAUAUAUUCAGUAGUUAAUUUUUUUGUUAAUCGUGAACUGCUUAACCUAUUUGGAAACUGUUUUUAAUUGCUCUGAAGAUGGGCUUUCUACCAAAAUCGUAUCAAAAUAAACCUUUAUUUUCAUUCAAGUCACUUCUCUCUGCUGAUACUUCACUUCCAUGUGUCUGUCUUUUGAAUUUCCGUGCGGGGACAAUAAAGUUUGAACUUAAUUUCUGAACWCACUCCUUAUUUUCCAGGAAGUCCAGCAGAAUGGGAAGGCAAGUGUUCCUGCAGGGAGGUGGCCCAGCCUGCUUAGUCUAACCUGUCCACGCAGUAGCUGCAGUGGCAGCGAGGCCUCAUUAUCCAGCGCCUCUACUGAGUACUCCAGUGGCUCACAUACUUGGGCAGAAGGACGUCGCUCCUCCAAGCUGUCUGUGAUAAGCCGGGAGAAGAGGAUGAGCGCAGGGUCAGUGUCCAGCAAUCAGUCUGUCCCAGCGGAGCAGCCCGAUCUAAAUUGGAAGGAGGGACACAUUCUGAAAGGCCUGAAGAGGCUCCAAAUGCGCAGCCCAACUCCCAAGGAGACAUCUUCACUCGCCUCCACGUCACAUUUCAAGGACUGCAUUACCUCCAACGAGGGCAUAUACUCUUUAGGGGUUAAGGGUGGGCCCCAGGGGGUAGUGCCUAAAUUGCCAUUGGCAAAGGGAAAUUAUUUUAAGCCAGGAGCAGGAGUCAGAGCCUUAAUCUCUGACUCAGACGAUGCAGAUGAUGAACUGCCUCAAUCGCCAGCCAGGGAGUCCUGCGUCCAACCCAUUAAAGAGUCUUUCCAUCUGGAAGGAGAGCCUGCGUCUGAAUUGGGAACGGCACAAGGGGGAAAGAGCUCUACGGUCUACAACUCCCAAGAGGAGCCUGUAAGACUCGUAAGUCCCAGCAACUCUUUCUCACCUAUCAAAGAUGUCUUCCUGCUCGAGGGUCCCACACUGAAGCCUGGACUCAGCCCAACGGAGAGCCCUAGCAUUAUGAGUGGACUUCAAAAUAAAAACUGGAUAGAGAAAGACAGGCUAGUUACAAGACAUAGUUACAAUUUGAGGCCAGAGAGCGUUAAACAGCCACAAAACAAAGUUACGGUCAAACAUCUAGAGGCACGGGCUAGGGAAGUGAGCCUACCCAUUCAGUAUGCAGCAGCCAGAGCUCUGAGUUGGGUUAGUGAGGCCAGACAGCGCAGUGCUUCCAUGGAUACGAAGCAGUACAGAGAGCUGAACAGCCAGGGUGGAGUUGAUACCAAGGACUACACCAUUUCCGAGUCCCGACAGAGGAAAACAAAGCCUAAGGCCUGCGACUCAGCAAGGAAGGCCUUUAUCCUCCGAAGCAAGAGUGCGGAUGGAGGUCCAGACCAGGCCAAGCUACACCAGCCCCUACGUCAGAAACUUAUCAAAGUCAAUCAAAGGGCCAAGAACCGCUCGAACCCUCCUGGGCCCAGUGGCCCUCGCACAAAGAUUAACCUCAGCAAGGCACCAGGUCCAGCUAAGGCAUCAGUACAAAUGGCUGAGAAAGGUGAGACUGCUAGUGGGGUAAGAACUUCAGGGCCCCUUGAGAAUACAYUACAUGGCUCCCCUUCUUACUCCCCUCAGAAACUGGUCAAAGUAUUUGAGCCACCUGUGCUGAAUGAUUGUCCCAAGAGCACAUCUAAAGUAUCCCAACCAGUCUCCAAACUCCCAUCAAGAAACGACUGUGGGGUAAAAGGCUCCAACUCCAACAAUUCAGCUUMCUCUCCACUUAAACAGAGGCAGCAAGACCAGCACUCGGAUUCCUCUCGGAAUGAUAUCAGGUCCCCUUCACCUCCACUCCCACCAGGUCGGACCACCUCCCUACUGAUUCGACCUGGUUAUGGCUCCUUACCGCAGGCGCAUAAGCCUGUGGUUAUGCUCCAAACCUCUACCACCGUGAAGGCAACUGCCCGUAGCACCAAACCUCCGUCAAGUCAUCAUUCAGCUGUUUUACAAAAGCAACCUCUAGCCCCCAACAAAAUGCAAGACACUCGUCAUAUGGCUCCCAAAAUGGGUGUUGAGGUGAAAAAGUCACCAAAAUGGGUCCCUGCCAAAGUCUACCAUCCUUUACCAACUUCGACCACUCUUCAAGAAUCCAAGGAAACAGACUCUUCCCAAUUCUCAAUGAACAGGACUGUGGCACAAGCCUCCCAUCAGGAAAAUAGUGUUCCCUUUGUGGUGCCYAAUCAGGACAGCUUACCUGUGUCCCAGCAAGGCAAUGGUGAGCCACAAAGUACAGAGCCCUUACCUCAGGCCUCAGCGUCUCUACUUUGCCAUGACAUAGUUAGUAUCUCUCAACAUUCUGUGACCAGGGCAGUAAAUGCAUCCCUUCCUGUUGGCUCCAUAACCAAUGAGACAACCCCAAACCUGGGCAACAACUUUGCAGUUAUCACUGCUACAAAGGGAGUGCAGACUUUUGACACCUUCAACCAGGACACCUACAGACGUCCAAUGAUGCACUGUGUCAAUGCAGCUGUAGCCAAGGCCAAAGCCAGGAGAAAGCUUGAGACACACUGUAGCUCACUAGAGGAGGCUGCACUCCCACCUCCAGUGGCAGAGAAUGGUGUAACWUUGGACUGGAGAUUUGAUGAAGAGAGCUGGCUAUUUAAGCGCUCGGUCUCAGUCUCGACCCGACCUCCUCUCCACCCGGUUAUGGGCAUGAAUGGAGCGAAGGCUCGCAGUCAAAGCUUCGGCGCACGCUAUAUGGACAGACCGAACAUCAGCAGGUCCGGAAAUGUCCGUAGUCACAUCAAAACUAACUCAGGAAGCUCUUUGAAUUCUCUUGGUGAUGUAUUCCGGGGUAGUAUGAGUUGCUCCAAUAGCUACAAUUGUCCAAGGAACAAAUCCCACAUCAACAAUGUCAUGAUUGAGGAAGGCUUGCCAAUACCUCUGCAUCUGGAGGCCUCCAGUGAUCGAUUUGGUCUCAAACACCAGAGAGUAAACUCAUUUUCACAUCUCCAGACCGAGAAACAGUCCCCUAGCACCUUCUAUGAACGUAUCCAUGGGGAACCAGAGAGACAGUCAAACAUCUCCACCAUUGAGGAGAAGGUCAUGAUGGGAAUCGAGGAGAAUUUGCAGAAAUCUCAGCAGAAGGAGAAGACAACUGAAACUAAGCAGAAAUCCGGUUCACUGUCAAACUGGUUUGGWUUCCGCAAGAGCAAGCUCCCUGCUCCGAUUGGUAAAAAAGGAGAUUCUCCAAAGGGAAAGGAGGAGAAGAAGGAACCUAAGCUUGGAUCUCUCUUGGGUGGGAAGCAGGCAAAGUUCGACAAAAAGAAGGAGYGGAGGGAAAGUGAAGGUCAUCAAAUGGAUGGCUCGGUUGGGAAAAGAGACUCCCAAGAUACAUUGCUCGUCUGCCUUUCGAUGGCCUCCCUGGGAGCCCCAGGUAACAGCAACAUACAAGGACAAACCGACAUCUGUGGGGACACAAAGACAAAGACACAGAGGAUGAACCUCAGGACUGAUAAUGACCACAGAGUUGCUUUGAAGAGCCCCAGUGAAGAUCACUUUAUCGGCUCCGGCUGCAAGAUGCGAACGUUGGACAGRGGCAUUGGAACGUUCCCCCUCCUCGAUUCCUCCUCCUUCUACUCCUCCAUCCUCCACCUCCUUCCCAAGUCCACAUCGGCCCAACACUCCCUCAYCCCUCCCAGUGCUCCCAGUUCCUCUAGUGAGGAGGUGUCAGCCUCCCCAUUACCCCGGUGGAGAGUACCGUCUGGCUCAAAAGACCCUCCCUGCAGCCAACCAGGCCUGGACAGCUKCUCGUUAUCCAACACCACUGUGACCCUUGUCCAAUCAGUGCCUUAUCCCACUGUGGCCUUCCUUCAGCCUGUCCAAUCCCUGUCUGAGCCCCUUGUGACCUGUACCAGUGUGUGUGAUACCCAGAGCAAGCUGCCCAGACUAGCCUCAGCAGUUAGAAUGACAUGAUCGUGAAAGACUGACAAGGACAACUGCUAAGAAACAAUCAGCAAAUGAAUUAUGGAACAAAAUGGGCAGCAUCGAGGGGAGAGAGACAGUGAGAGAGGGCAAUCAGCAAGCAUGUAACCUACAGGGAGAUGCAUGAUUACAAUGGCUCAUGGAUCAAACAAAAGCACUAUACCUACCUUUAGGAAUAGAACUGCCCGUGAAAACAUGUCAUGUCAACAUAUGAAGGCUAGAAGCCUGAAAGUUGCCAAUUUCCUUCUGAUGAGUUUCUGUCCACAGGACCAGACGUGUUAAAAUCGACUAUUGAUUUACAGUCACAGGCAAUUAUAAUCAUCAUUGGACUUGGUUUYCUGUACUUGACACACAUUAGCCUCUUCCGUAGCUUUACCAGUUAACUCACACUUAGGUACUGUGCUGUAAUUUCUAAUUGCUCCUUAUCUUAUCAACUUAAUUGUAGACGGAUGGCGUGGGAAGAACGCCACAAUGACCUUCUCUCUUUCGGGGGGGUUUAAUGAAAGGGAUAGUUCACUCAAUUUACAAAAUAUUGAUUUCCUUACCCUGUAUAAGCAGUCUUUGGACAAGGUAAGACAUGUUUAUUGAAAAUAUACUUUUGCCCAAUAAGCACUUGUUUUCUCUCAAAUAGAUAGUUAAAGAUAUUGGGUAGGUAGCUCGCGAAUUUUUGCCAUAUUAGCAUAGACAUACAGCAAGUCAAGCACCUCAAAACAAGACCUUGUAUCAAGAACAAGAUACAACUAGCUGAAAAGAGCCACCUACGAUUGWAGCUAGCUAGCGAAUUUUUGCCAUAUUAGCAUAGACAUACAGAAAGUCAAGCACCUCAAAACAAGACCUUGUAUCAAGAACAAGAUACAACUAGCUGAAACAAGCCACCUACGAUUCCCCACAUGGCAGCUUCUUGUCAAUGUUGCUAGCUAUCUGACCAUUCAGAAUCAUAGCAACUCAUGGUCUUCUGCCCCAUCAAUGUGCAGGCAUAAUUUUCUUGACGUUGUCAGGCAACCCGUCUAUAUGUACUGUCAACUGACACACAAAAUCAGUGCGCAACAAACAUAACUUCCAGGACGUCUGACUGGCUAAUAAGCUACCAAUCAAAGAAGUACAGAAUAGGCAGGAUCUCCACUCAUAACUGUGUCGUUCCACCUCAAAAAUCACCAGAAAGAAGAUUGACACCCACCAUCUCAGAUUGUUCUGAAAUCGGUUCUGUAGUUAGUGACAGAUUCCAUUAGCGUUCCUGAAACAUCAUUUUGUUGAAAUAUAAUUUGAUCUCUGAGAAAUUCAGAUAAUUGAUUGCACCCAAAUUGGGCAUUUUAAUUGACAGGAUUCUGAUAAUAUUCAAUAAAUACAGUACCCAACAUCAGAUAUGGACCAAACAUGGGAUGACUCAACUGUAUGUCACUACAUUGAAUAGUUUCACCCUAAAACCGCAUGAACAAGUAAUUUCAAAAGCACGUUAGCUUUGUAUAUAACAAGCACUUUUAAUGACGUGUUACACAUUACUGAACUCUUGUAUGUAUAGUAUACCUAUGAACUCAGUUAUACAUAAGCGCAACAUGAAUAUUGCUAUGCAAUCAGCUCAGGGAAAUGCCAUUACUCAUUUAGGAAAUACUUAAUAGAUGGCUAUAUGGAAGUUAUAAGGCGGUUUUCAAUUUAACCCCAACACAUGAUUUUUGUAUAAUGUAAUGUAUAUUUACAGUGCCUUCAGAAAGUAUUCACACCCUUUAACUUUUUCCA